AAGUCGGGUUUUACGAAGCACGGAGUGGUCGAGAUGCCUGUGACAGUGGGGCCAUAAGGCCAGUCCCAACCCAGUUGCUUUGACAGAGUGAAAAUGGGCUUCAUGAUGGGCUUUGCUGUUGGUAUGGCAGCAGGUGCACUGUUCGGCACAUUUUCAUGUCUCAGGUUUGGCAUGAGAGGGAGAGAACUGAUGGGUGGUGUUGGCAAAACCAUGAUGCAGAGUGGUGGAACUUUUGGGACAUUUAUGGCAAUUGGCAUGGGAAUCCGCUGUUAAUGUUACCCGGUACUUUUCUAUCACGAAGACUAAUGCCCCUGCAAGUUGGAAGUUCUGCUAUGUAGUAGAAUAAAAAUCUCUGCACCAAGAUUGAAUAAUCCAUCAAAAUAAGUUUCGGCCUUUAUUGCUGUAGUAAGCAUUUGUAAAUCUUUUUCUCCAUGACAAAAGUGGCAAUGGCAGUGGAGAUUUAGAAGCAAUGGAAUCUCUGUAUACAAUGAAUCUCCGUGGAUGUGACCUCAAAUAAAUGAUCAAUUAUAGGAAUGAUA
Messenger RNA from Lacerta agilis (Sand lizard), 539 nucleotides. Its product is annotated as reactive oxygen species modulator 1-like. Lineage: Eukaryota; Metazoa; Chordata; Lepidosauria; Squamata; Lacertidae. The record is from RefSeq and is a predicted model, not a curated record. Gene Ontology annotation, biological process: protein import into mitochondrial matrix; protein insertion into mitochondrial inner membrane. The transcript has a single exon. Gene Ontology annotation, cellular component: TIM23 mitochondrial import inner membrane translocase complex.